UUCUGGAAGGGAACCGCUCUGGGCCCCGCCUUUGAUCUCGUUGGUGGGGCUGGGGGAUGAGAGCUGUAACCGCGCGGGACAAGUCGCCGGCGGCGGCCCGACGGAGCAGAAGAGGAGAGAACAUGGAGCUGGAGAGGAUUGUCAGUGCAGCCCUCCUUGCCUUUGUCCAGACGCACCUCCCCGAGGCUGAUCUCAGCGGCUUGGAUGAGGUCAUCUUCUCGUAUGUGCUUGGGGUCCUGGAGGACCUGGGCCCCUCAGGGCCAUCAGAGGAGAACUUCGAUAUGGAGGCCUUCACUGAGAUGAUGGAGGCCUAUGUGCCUGGCUUUGCCCACAUUCCAAGGGGUACAAUAGGGGACAUGAUGCAGAAGCUCUCAGGGCAGCUGAGCGGUGCCAGGAACAAAGAGAACCUGCAGCCACAGAGCUCUGAGGUCCAAGGUCAGAUGCCCAUCUCCCCAGAGCCCCUGCAGCGGCCUGAAAAGCUCAAAGAAGAAACUAGGGCUUCUCCUACUGCUGCUGGAGACACCCAGGAAGAGGCAGCCAGUGCCGAGGAGGAGCUACUGCCAGGGGUGGAUGUACUCCUGGAGGUGUUCCCUACGUGCUCGGUAGAGCAGGCCCAGUGGGUGCUGGCCAAAGCUCGGGGAGACUUGGAAGAAGCUGUGCAGAUGCUGGUAGAGGAGGAAGAGGGGCCUCCAGCCUGGGAUGGCCCCAACCAGGACCUGCCCAGGCGCCUCAGAGGCCCCCAAAAGGAUGAACUGAAGUCCUUCAUCCUACAGAAGUACAUGAUGGUGGAUAGCGCAGAGGAUCAGAAGAUUCACCGGCCCAUGGCUCCCAGGGAGGCCCCCAAGAAGCUGAUCCGAUACAUCGACAACCAGAUAGUAAGCACCAAAGGGGAGCGGUUCAAAGAUGUGCGGAACCCUGAGGCCGAGGAGAUGAAGGCCACAUACAUCAACCUCAAGCCAGCCAGAAAGUACCGCUUCCACUGAGGCAUUCGCCAGACUCUGCUGGAGCCUUCUCGGCUCAGAUCCCAGAGGGAUGCAGGAGCCCUACACCCCCACACAGGGCCCGCCCUAACUCCUGUCCCCCUUCUCUACCCUGCUCUCUACUUCCUUGCCCCACCAUGUUGACCUCCUCUUGGAGCUGCCCACGGGCACAGUAAAGGUGGCCCCAGGAAGA
Molecule: messenger RNA, 1173 nt
Organism: Lynx canadensis (Canada lynx)
Lineage: Eukaryota; Metazoa; Chordata; Mammalia; Carnivora; Felidae
Gene: CUEDC2
Product: CUE domain containing 2
Molecular function (GO): ubiquitin binding
Source: RefSeq, a predicted model, not a curated record